AUGAUUAAUUUGCUCUACAUCCCUUACAAUCUGAUAUCUGGUGAAUUAGACCCAAGAUUGUUCACAAAUUGGACAAAACUAAUUAACCUUGGGCUUCAAAGCAAUAAUCUUACGGGAAGAAUCCCACCCCAGAUCGGACUCCUUUCGAAUCUCGAAGAGCUAGCCCUCCUUGAGAACCAAUUUGUCGGUUUUAUACCGUCUGAAAUUGGAAACCUAAAGAAUUUGGUUGGAUUGGCUUUAAGCAGCAACUAUCUUAUUGGUCAUAUACCUCCAUCUUUGGGUAAUUUGAGCAAUUUAAGAUCUUUAUACCUCGAUAGUAAUCAACUCUCUGGAACAAUUCCUACCAACAUUGGUACAUGGAGAAAAUUAGUUGGAUUACUCCUACUUCAAAACUAUCUGUCUGGAUCAGUACCUCAAGGAAUAGGAAACCUCUCAUCUUUGGUUCAUCUCCACCUUAGGGACAACAAUCUUUCUGGUCGCUUACCGCAACAAGUUUGUCAACGUGGACUUCUACAAACGUUCACUGCAUCUAAAAACCACUUCACUGGUCCCAUCCCAAUAAGCCUGAGAAACUGCACAGGCUUAAUCCGUCUACGACUUGAUCUGAACAAGCUUAUAGGAAAUAUAGACGAACACGUUGGAGUAUACCCAAACCUCACUCAUCUUGAUCUUAGCGACAACAGAUUACAAGGAGAAAUCCCACCCAACUGGGGGGGUUUCCAAAAUCUAAUGCUGCUAAACCUCUCUAGAAAUAUGAUCAGUGGGAGAAUACCACCUGAGCUUGGCCAGUUAGCUCAACUAAGGGAAUUUGAUCUCUCUUCAAAUCAACUUGUUGGAGAGAUACCAAAGCAACUCGGAAGACUUCCUGCUUUAUUCUUUCUGAGCUUAAGAGACAACCAACUUUCAGGCCAAAUACCGCUUGAAAUUGGAGAACUAUCUAACCUGAAGUACCUAGACCUCUCAACAAACAAGUUGGUUGGGCAGAUCCCAGAGCUACUAGAGGAUUGCAGCAAACUAGAGUAUUUGCGCUUGAGCAACAAUUAUUUGAACGGGACUAUUCCAUAUCAGAUUGGAAAUCUGGUAUUUCUUCAGUCACUGGAUAUUAGUAAAAACUCACUCACCGAAGAGAUACCAACACAGUUGGGAAAGCUAGUUGUGUUAGAAAAAUUAAACCUGUCCCACAAUGAGCUCAGAGGUUCCAUUCCGUCGUCACUCAGUAAUAUGAUUUCUUUGUCCAGUAUUGAUUUUUCGUACAAUAAUUUGGAAGGUCCUAUUCCUGAUAGUGAUGUCUUUCAACGGGCAUCAGAGGCGGCAUUCAUCAACAACAAAGGCUUAUGUGGUGAAGUAAAAUUUUUACCUCUGUGCAAUCCAUCUCCUCGUCAUAAGAAAGAAGACAAGAAAUUUGUUUUGGUUAUUGUUGUUUCUCUCUUGGCAGCACUGCUACUUGUGUUUAUACCUGUUGCUAUCUUCUUCCUAUGCAAUAGGAGGGGACAAGAAAAAGGCGAAAGCGCUUCAAACAGGGAAGAUAUUUUUUCAUUACUGAAUUUUGAUGGGAAGAUUGUCUAUGGAGACAUCAUUGACGCCACAGAAGAUUUCAACAGCAGCUACUGUAUCGGGGUAGGAGCAACUGGAUGUGUUUACAAAGCAGAGCUAGCAACUGGUCACGUAUUAGCAAUAAAGAAGCUUUGUCCCCAUGAAGAAGAAGAAGUAGAGAGGUUGAAAUGUUUCAGGAAUGAGAUACAAGUGUUAACAGAAAUUCGACACCGAAACAUCGUGAGAUUUCAUGGUUUCUGCUCUCACCAACAGCACAAACUUCUGGUGUAUAAAUAUAUGGAAAGGGGGAGCUUGGCAAAUAUGUUGAGCAGUGAAGAAGGAGCAAGGGAGUUAGACUGGGUGAAGAGGAUUAAUGUGAUUAAAGGUGUAGCCCAUGCUAUGGCUUACCUGCACCAUGAUUGCAUUCCCGCCCAUAAUCCAUCGAGAUAUAUCAAGUAAAAACAUUUUACUGGAUUCAGAACUUGAGGCUCACGUCGCUGAUUUUGGCACUGCUAGAUUUUUAAAGCCCACUGAUUCAUCUAACUUGACGAUGCUUGCUGGAACUUAUGGAUAUAUGGCUCCAGAACUCGCUUACACCAUGAUUGUGACCGAGAAAAGUGAUGUUUAUAGCUUUGGCGUAUUGGCACUAGAAGUGAUAAUGGGCAGACAUCCAGUGGAGAUUAUCUCCACCUUGUUGUCAUCAACUGCUGAUCAAACUAUAUUGCCAAAGCACAUAUUAGAUCCACGGCUCUCUACUCCCACAACUCAGCAGGUUUCAGACCAAUUGGAUUCGAUUGUGAAGCUAGCAUUUGCAUGCUUACAUGCUAAUCCGCAAUCCAGACCAACCAUGCUGAAUAUGUCUCAGGAACCAUGUUUCCGUCCAUGAUAUUCAAGGAUGUAGUUAGUAAUAAACUAAUAAAGAUAUGUUUUG
Nelumbo nucifera (sacred lotus) is the source of this 2464-nucleotide messenger RNA. Lineage: Eukaryota; Viridiplantae; Streptophyta; Magnoliopsida; Proteales; Nelumbonaceae. The record is from RefSeq and is a predicted model, not a curated record.